Aegilops tauschii subsp. strangulata is the source of this 6918-nucleotide messenger RNA. The record is from RefSeq and is a predicted model, not a curated record. Lineage: Eukaryota; Viridiplantae; Streptophyta; Magnoliopsida; Poales; Poaceae.
UGAGGCCAUCUGAAAGGAGAGCAAGUCAAAAAAAGACAGGAGACCGGGUAGUCCACCGCCGCCCCUGACCACACUCUCCCCGAUCCGAUCCGCCGGCGAUGGCCGCCCCUCACCGUGCUUUCCCCGAUCCGCCGCCGAUGGCCGCCUUCCGCUCCGGCCGACACGCUGCCCACCUCCGCCUGGCCGUACCACCGCGGCUGGCCGCCCACCCCUCCUUCCGCUUCCCCACCACGCCGCUCCCCACCCCAUCCAAGACGCGCCUCCCCGCCGCCGGCGCCGUUUCUCCCUACGCCGCCGCGCUCCUGCGCAUCCUCGCGCUCCACUCCCUCUUCCUUCUCGCGCCCGCCGCCCGAGCGCUCCCCUCCCUGCCCCACCUCUUCCUGCUUCCGCCGCUCCUCGCCAUCAUCUCCGCCGUCGCCAUCCUCCUCAUCCCCUCCAAGAGCCAGCCCCACCCCUUCCCGGCGCUCCGCCACCUCUUCCGUCCCGCCCUCCUCCUAGCGGCGUCCCUUCUCCUCCGGCUCGCCUCCCUCCACCUCAUCACCGACACCGGUCUCAUCGUCCUCGCAGAUUCCGCCGGUGCACUGCUCGCCCGCGCCCUCAACCGUCCCUCCCGCCGCCGCGUGAUCUCCGUCGCUGCCGCCUCCGUUUCGCUCGCAGCCGCAUCGCCUUCCCACCCCGUGCUUCUUCUCGCGCUCCCCUUUGCUUCCGGCCUCCUCUCCUCGGUCGAGCACUCUGUAUCUGCGCGACAUGUCACCCGCAGCCGCCACGCCCGUGCGGCCGUUUUUGCCCUCGCCGCCACCUUCCUCUCGGCGCCGGCACUCGCGGGCCUCUUCUUUCUUGGUGGCACUGACACCAGCGAUGGUGUCCCGAUUGGCCAGCUCUGGUGGCUGCUCCUUAAUGCCGCUGUCUUUGGCAUGGCCUUGGGGCGACGGCAAGCCUACGACAGCAGUAGCAGUAGCAGCAGACCAAGCAUGAAUUUUGCGAUGACCUUUGUGUGCACUAUUGUUCUGGAGCUGGUGUACUACCCAAAGCUGUCGUUGCCGGGCUUCUUAGUUUGUGGGUUCAUCUUGUGGAUCGCCAGCAGGGAGCUGACUCCUUCAGGAUAUGUUGAGCUUGGGAGCGCUGACGAGUCGGUGUAUGAGGCAGUCAUGGGGCCAGUCCGGCAUAUCCUUAGUGAACGCAAGUCCAGGAAGAUUGCUGCUUUUCUGUUGAUCAACACAGCUUACAUGUUUGUUGAGUUUGCCAGCGGUUUCAUGAGUGAUAGCCUUGGGCUGCUCUCUGACGCUUGCCAUAUGUUGUUUGAUUGUGCUGCUCUGGCAAUUGGACUAUAUGCGUCGUACAUUGCGAGGCUGCCUGCAAAUGGAUUGUAUAACUAUGGAAGGGGCAGGUUCGAGGUGCUAUCUGGGUAUGUUAAUGCAGUGUUCUUGGUGCUUGUUGGCGCCCUGAUUGUGUUGGAGUCGUUUGAGAGGAUACUCGAGCCUCGGGAGAUAUCAACAAGUAGCCUUUUGGCAGUUUCUGUUGGUGGACUUUUCGUAAAUAUCAUUGGAUUGGUUUUCUUUCAUGAGGAGCACCAUCAUGCGCAUGGCGGUAGCUGCUCUCACUCCCAUUCACAUUCUCAUUCCCGUUCACAUGAUCAUGGUCAUGAAGAUCACCAUCAUGACCAUGUUCAUCAGAGUGCUGAUCACGAGAAGACAUGUUCUGGUCAUCAUGGAGACACAAAUAAGAGCCAUCAUCAUAAUCACCGACAUGAUAGUAACAAUGCAGAGAAUCAUCAUCAACAUAACCAUAGCUGUAGCCACAAGCAUGGUCACAAUGGCCAUAUGGAACAUCACCGGCAGGGUGUAGAUCAGGCUCAUCAAGAUUGUAGCAGCAUCAACGGUGAGCAAGGACUUCUAGAGAUUCCACUGAUAAAUGUGCACUCUCAUGGUGCAGAAUCUCAGUCUUGUAAUGGAGAACUGGAAUUGCGAGAAACCGGAAACCAUGCCAAGCCGGCAAGCCGGCGUCACAUUGACCAUAACAUGGAAGGUAUCUUCUUACAUGUCCUAGCUGACACAAUGGGAAGCGCCGGUGUUGUGAUCUCAACCCUACUAAUCAAGUACAAGGGAUGGCUAAUAGCAGAUCCCAUUUGCUCUGUAUUCAUUUCAAUAAUGAUUGUGGCUUCUGUCCUUCCAUUGUUGAGAAAUUCUGCUGAAAUUUUGUUGCAAAGAGUUCCAAGGAGCCAUGAGAAGGACUUCGAAGCAGCACUGGAUGAUGUUAAGAAGAUUAAUGGUGUGAUUGGAGUCCAUAAUGUUCAUUUAUGGAACUUGACAAACACUGAUAUUGUAGGCACUUUUCAUCUUCAUAUAUCAGCUGAAGCUGACAAGUCUGUUAUAAGAGAAAGUGCUUCACGGAUAUUUCAAGAAGCUGGGGUUCAAGAUCUGACUAUCCAGAUCGAAUGUGUCGAAAGAUAGCAGUUGUUGGUAUAGCAACACUUGUCGGUAGUGUGAUAGGAUUUUGGCACAGAGCAAAUAUAUCUGUAGUGCUUAAUUCAGGAGCCAUCCUUUAUGUAUCGCUGAAAGGAAAUUGCAUUAUUAAAAUACAGGCUCCAAUCACAUGAUGAUAAGCAGUUCAAGCUUAAACAAGCAGAUUAAUGAAGAAAACAAAGAGCACAAUGCCAGCAGAAAAGAAAGGAAACCAGAGAAUAACACAAGUUCAUUACAUGACCAUAUAUAACCAGUUCAAACUUGAGCAAGCAAAUGAAUGGAGAAAGCAAAUUAAGUAGCAAUACAACGAGAAGUGAAGCCUCUAAAUUAAAGAGGUACACUGAAUAGUGCAAGCGCGGCGUUGUUGGAGCAGGGCAACAGGAACCUUAGUUCAGCUCAGAUAUAAUCCGUGUGUAUCUUCGACAUCAGUCAAGGAAUUGUGUCCAUUUCAUGCGUCCUCUCUUAUUCAUCACCUGGUGCGUGCCUACAUAAUACGGGACCUUGUUGCUUGCAUCGUGUCUUUUGGCAAGGAGUAAAUUAUCCUUUUGGAGGGAAAAAGACUGAUGAAAGCAUACAGGAUAGUAUGCAAAAGGCAUUCCCUUCAGUUCUUGAAUCAGAGUACGGCAGUGAAGAACAAGAUGCUUUUUUGGUUGAUGAAUUGGUCUAUCGAGAGGAGAGGAUAUCUGGUGAUACGGCCCAGGAUAUGCUCCCAUGCUCCAGGUUAGUUUGGGGCGUUGGAUCUGGACUGUAGGAACAAGAUUAAGCAGGCUCAUGUCCUUCUAGCAAAUAUACAAAGACACCCUUGGUAAUUUAGUAUUUCAGGGAGAAGUGCGUACCUGUCCCUUCCUUGGUUCUGUCUGUUUCUCCAUCUCACUGUUUACCAGGGCAUGCGUGGAAUCACAUCCGGCAGCUGAGCUCGAUCUGUCGGUAAGAACAUGUUUGUCUGUGCCGGUCGCAGCAGUCAGAGCUCGAUCCUCGCCCUCCAAGUACAAUGUUGCUGCCAUUGGUAGUUCUCGACCAGCCCAGAGUUUUACUCCAUGCUUGCCCACGCUCCGUUCAUCGGAAAUGCAGCACAAAUGGGGCAGGAUGAAAAUGUACCAAGGGGGCGUAUUGAAAUUGAUUGGUCAACUGAUCCUGCCCCUUCAUGCAUAUCUGACGCACCUAAAGGCCCCGUAGCAGCGUAUCACCUGAAAGGCUGGAGCACCCGAUAUUUUCUCCUAUCGAGAGGCCGCGACCAUCAGGUUCCCUCUCUUUUGGUCUUGUAAGGAAUGCUCUAUUGGGGUGUUCCCAUAGUGAUCGAUGUGAUUGAAUCUUUCAAGUCCUUUUGAUCUGCAAAAUACUGUGAAUAUUGUGGAUUGAAUAUUUUAUAUGUUAAAGCUAUUUGUUAAUACAGUAGUUUUUUCUGAAUGCGCUCCAGGUUGGUUAAUCUUGACUAUUUCCGUGCCUAUAGCUUCAGAGUUUUUUCUUUUCCCUUUUGCCUUGCACAAUUUGUAUAACGUUGUGAAGUGCCAUGAUCUGAAACUUGCCAUACGAUGUGCCAUGCAGUUUUUCUAAGGACAUGAAGUUUGACGCUGUUAACGCGAUGCAGAUGUGUGCAGACAUGCUGAGAUGGAGAAUGAGUUCAGUGUGAACAUGAUCCUUGAGGCGAUCACGCUGACCUAUAGGCUAUAACAAUGCUGCAGUUGUUGCAAUCUUUAUUAUUAUUUUUGAACCUGAGUUGUUGCAAUCUUUGCUUAACGUCUAACAUUCAACGAGUUCACUUGGACAGGGUUUUGAGUUUGACCGCCCCCUGGCGACACGAGCCUGCCCUCCUCUGCGCCGCCCCUGGUGGCGAGCCCCGCCUCUGCUGCUGAGGCUGCCGCUGCAUCACUCCCUCUCCCUGCUCAUCUUUGUGCCUGCCAGUUGGUCGAGGAGGCAGCGGUAUGAGAUGUUAUCGCUGAUUGUGGCGAGGUUGAGCGUAUGGAGCAGAGGGACCAGGGCAGGGGGGCGGCCGUCCCGGGCACCCGAUGGCUUGUUUCCUCUAUACGUACUUGAUGGUUAGCCCAUGUAGCAGAUCGACUGAUUCUGAAAAAGGAAAGAAAUGGUAACAGAUCGACUAAUUCUUGGCUUGCUGCAUGCGCGUUAUCUUCUUUGGUUUCUCUUCCCCAAUUGGCAACGAACCAGCCAUGCCAAGGUCAACGGCGCCUUGUCCACGCCGUCUAAUUGCGAUUUUCGGCUGCUGGGUGUGAUUAGUGCAGGAAGAUCCGUUGCUGCUACAGAACCCAACUCCUGAGCACGUCGGAGUUGAGCGAGAAGACGGGAGGAGGUGUCGAGGAGGAAGAGGCCCCUCUUCCUUUUUGGUCCACGCCGCUACGGAAGUGAUAUUAGGGUAUUGCACUGAGCUGGAAGAGGAUGCUGGCCAGCGCCCCACCUCUCUUUCGACAUAAUAAACUGAUGUAAAAACUUACCUUGGGAACAUUCAUAAAUAUGACCAUUCAAAUUCCUCAGAGCGACUUUGUUCUAACCAUACAUAGCAGAACUUAGUUGCCUUUCCAGACUUCUGCAGAAAUUUAAGUGCAAUGUAUCAUCAAGGAUCAUUGAAUCCAGUUGUUUGAUUUCUUUUGUAUAACAAGAGCUUGAGUUGUCGCCCUAUCUGUGGCGGUAUCAUGGUUUGCUUGACUCAAUUUUGACAAGCAGUUCAAAAUUAAGUAUGGUCGCUUGAAGCAUUCUUUGUGAUACGAGCUGCAAUCGAGUUUCACGUUUUGUUCUACUCAACUCGGCCUUUUCCAGAUAUCUUAGCUUUGGCUUUAUGUGGGCACACUACUGUUACUCUUUUUAUAUGGCAAUACUAAGGAGAUUGAAGUAUUCGUAACACAUGUGUUUUCUGUCGUGCAGUGAACUUGUUAUACUCUUUCUGGUUCAAUGGAACUUACUUACGCACAUUAGGGCUUUUACUUUAGCUGGUGAGUGUUUGUGAGCGAGAUGACUGUCGCUUCCGCAUGGAUCCACCUCCUAGCCGUUGACCACUUCAUUGGAAGGCACGUGUAACCUUGAUGGGCAAAUAUGGUGAAGACUUGAAGUUGAUAUACUAAUGUGAUAUAUGAAGCUAUAUUCAAGGGCGUCACACAGGUUUGGAAUCUUCAUUCACAUCUGCACCUCACUUGUUACCUGUGUUCUUGCUUCAGUCAUUUUUUUGUAAUCAUAUUCCUAUAUACUGGGCAUCAUUCUGUAUUGCCAGUGCUUUCUAUUAAUCACCAUUUUAAGAAUCAUUGCUUGAUAUACUGGUCUUUUAUAUGUACCAUCUUAUUUAUCAUCUGAAUUACCUUUUGUCUGAUGUAGCACUACAAUUGGUUUACUGUACAUUGAUUUAUAUCUGAAAACUUUAAUUAUGCUUUGUUUUAUAUUUCCAGUUCUUUCAAUCAAUCACCUUUGUAAGACCCACUGCUUGACCCAUUUGAUACUGAGAUCUCAGAGCAUAUUUUACAUUUCUUUUUUCUCAUGUACUCUCUCCGUCCCAAAAUAAGUGACUUACUGUACAUUGCUAUAUAUCUGAAUUUUCUUCAUUGUGUUUAAAUAUGGAAAGUACCUUCUUUAACUAAGCGAACAACCUUUUGUCGAUUGCCGCGCUCAUAAUUUUUUUGCAAUAGUUUGGUUUUAUUACUGUUGGUGGCAGGUACGACAAACUUGUCGGCAUGUUCAGUAACAAGCAAGUCCCCACUGUUGGCGUUGAUCUUGGAAUAGAAAGAGUUUUCGCAAUCAUUGAGCAACAUGAGAAAGAAAAUAACCAGGUUAUCCGGGCUAGCGUGACAGAGGUUUUGGUGUCGAUUCUAGGGAAGGACCUUAUAUUGGCCGCCGAGCUUGCGAAUGAGUUAUGGAGUGCUGGGAUAAAGGCAGAGUUCAAGCUCACCACCAGGGAGCUGGACCACAUAAAGUAUGUGACUCAGACAGGCAUUCCGUGGAUGGUGCUGGUCGGUCAAGGCGAACUUGAAAUGUGGCCACCUUUGUAUGGCCAAUGGCUUUGUAGGCUUUCAGUAUUUGGCGUCUGUCGCCGGGUUUGUUCCGCCUCAACCAGGAUCUUCUCGGCACUGCUCUGAUGUUGUGAAAACUCACGCACGCCGACAGCCGCCUCCAUGCUCCAGCUGCCGCAGCCUGCAGUUCAAGAAGUUAGCUCAGGCUUAUGAGGUUAUGAAUGAUCCUGAGAAGCUGGGAGGUCGAGGACUGCAUGAUCUAUUGGACAUCUUCCGGUCAUUCUGUGUAUAAGAUAGCUAUAUAAUAGUUCUAUUCCAUGACUAUGGUCAUUCUGUGUAGAUUUUGUCAUAUUGGAAUUAAAAAAUGAACAAAAACAAUUUUUUUAGGAUUGAGGGUUGAUUCUCUGAGAUUUCACAUGGAUAAUUGGAUUUUGGGUACAUAUAUACUUUCAGUGAUGCCAUGAUUUUGGUUAACUCCAGGUUAUAAUUUCAAUGAUGCUUUAUGAGGA